Messenger RNA from Phytophthora sojae, 276 nucleotides. RefSeq lists its product as hypothetical. NCBI's taxonomy places the organism in Eukaryota, Oomycota, Peronosporomycetes, Peronosporales, Peronosporaceae. The annotation marks the transcript as partial. The transcript has a single exon. The record is from RefSeq and is a predicted model, not a curated record.
GUGGCAAAUCGGUGUCUCGCCUCGCUCGUUCACCAGGCCAAUUUUGUGCUUGAUUGUCUUCCCAUCAACCAUCCACUCCUGGUUUCUACGAUUUUCACGAACCCAUCCGUUCUUGAUGAUCUACGAGAACAUGGAGACUCGAAGUGGAUGGAAGGAACCGGAAUACCUCCGCACAUUGAGCUCUACAAAAAACUGCAUAAUCAGCAAAAGGAGAUUGACGCGCUUCCGGGCAUUCUUGAGCAGCGUAUGGAAAAAGUACUGGAAAGAAAGGUGUAG